AUGGGUGUGUCCGGCAGCAAGUUCAUUGCUCGGGACCUUACCAUUGAAAACACCGCAGAACUGUCAAAGUACCAAGCGGUCUCCCUCCGUUCAGAUUCUGACUUGUCGGUGUAUUACAAAUGUGCCUUCAAGGGUUACCAAGACACGCUCUACGCCCGAAGCGGCCACCAAUUCUAUCGGGAUUGUGUGAUCACUGGGACGGUGGAUUUCAUCUUUGGGGAUGCCGCUGCAAUCUUCCAACACUGCCAGAUACGAGAUCGAGUAGCGUUACCCUAACAGACAACUCACGGACGACAAACUUCUGACCAUAAUACAGGUUUCUCGUGCCACCUCUGUAACAUCACAGCGGAUGAGGACCUAGCCAAGAAUAUCAGUCAGACGUUCACCUACCUAGGCAGGCCUCGGGGGAACUUCUCUGCCAGGGCGACCUUCAUGGAGUCCGAUUUGGGAGCUCUGAUCCGACCUGAAGGUUGGCUGGAGUGGGAUGGUCAGUCUGCGCCCGGUACCCUGUACUACGCCGAAUACAUGAACAGGGGGGACGACGCGAACACAACGAGUCGAGUCUCCUGGUUAGGCUACCACAGCCUUACGAGUUCGGGAGCUGCCAAUUUCACGGUGGCCCGUUUUAUUCAUGGAGACUCAUGGCUGCCAUCAAUGGGCGUAGAAUACAGAGCGGGAUUAUGA
Messenger RNA from Asparagus officinalis (garden asparagus), 684 nucleotides. RefSeq names its product probable pectinesterase/pectinesterase inhibitor 32. The record is from RefSeq and is a predicted model, not a curated record. Gene Ontology annotation, biological process: cell wall modification. Lineage: Eukaryota; Viridiplantae; Streptophyta; Magnoliopsida; Asparagales; Asparagaceae. Gene Ontology annotation, molecular function: pectinesterase inhibitor activity; pectinesterase activity.